Messenger RNA from Seriola aureovittata, 9291 nucleotides. RefSeq names its product neural cell adhesion molecule L1.1-like. Gene Ontology annotation, molecular function: protein binding. The record is from RefSeq and is a predicted model, not a curated record. The transcript has 29 exons. Bases 489 to 4367 code for a protein of 1292 amino acids. Gene Ontology annotation, biological process: cell-cell adhesion. NCBI's taxonomy places the organism in Eukaryota, Metazoa, Chordata, Actinopteri, Carangiformes, Carangidae.
GGGAGGGAGGACAGGCAGAGCUCAGAAGGGUGUGUUUUAUGUACCACUGCAGCAUCAGUGCAAAAAAGAAUCGAGAAAAGGCACGACUCAGUGGAGAGGAAAGAAGAAAAUAGUAAUAAAGAGAAAAAGAGGAAGAAAGACAAGAGUGUGACAAGGAGAGAAAAGACGACACAGAAAAGAAAAGACAGAGACAGACGGAGAGAAGCAACACCUGCAGAGACAGUCGGCAGCCGGAGACGGGACAGUGGACCUGACAGUGAGAGGCAGAGAGCCUCACUCAGAGCCUCAGUGUGAAAGCGACACACACCCACCAACUUAAAACACACCGUUGUUUACUCCUCUCCGCUCUCCGGAGGGUCUGGGAGGUCCCUGGAGUGUGUGUCUGGUCGGGCGCACAAGCUGGGGAGCGUGUGUGUGUGUGUGCGUAUUUUUUUAUGUGUUGAUGAGUGUGUGGGUGUCUUGCGUCACUUUUGAUGGGACAUUGAGAGAUGUGUGUGUCACAGCGUCGGUGGAUGGGCUAUAGGGGGCCGAGCUCCCCCGCCCUCCCCCUGAUCCUCCUCCUCCUCCCUCUGUCCUUCCUCACGCCUCCAUUCGCUCAGGGAGCCAUCCACAUCCCCAAAGACUAUAAAGUGCAUAACAUGUCACAGCCUCCAGUGCUGACGGAGAUGCCGACAUCGUACACAGCCUUUUCUCAAGAGGACAUUAAUCUGCCCUGUGAGGCCACUGGUAACCCAACACCCAUUUUCCGGUGGAUAAAGGACGGUAAGGAGUUUGGCUUCGAGCGUAAAGGAUCUGGGACAUUGCAAGCUGAAGACGACGAGCCCCUCGACACGUACGAAGGCUUCUACCGCUGCUACGCUUCCAACAACCUCGGGACUGCCAUGACACAAACCGUACACGUCAUCGUGGAGCCUCAACCGGUUCUUCAAAAACAGCAGAAAGUACGUAAGCGAGCGUACGAGGGAGAGAGCAUCGUCCUGUCCUGCAACCCUCCAGAAAGCUCCACUCCUCCGCACAUCCACUGGAUGGACAAGAGGAUGGUGCACAUCAAGCAGAGUGACAGAGUGAUGGUCGGCCUGGACGGGAACUUGUACUUUUCUAAUCUUCUGAGGAGCGACAGCAGGGACGACUACAUCUGCAACGCCCAGUAUUCAGCAGCCAGGACCAUCCUCCCCGAGACUGCUGUUACCCUCACUGUCAUACCCAGUAAUGACGUUGCUAAUGGUAGAAAACCCCAUCUCUUUCUCCCCAUUGGCACCCACAGCACAGUGAACACCCUCAGGGGUCGUAGCAUCACCCUAGAGUGCAUCCCCAAAGGCCUACCCACGCCCAAGGUGGAAUGGAAGAAGAAGGACGGCAGCCUGGAUGAAACAAGCGGCCUGGUGGAAAACAACGGCCGCUGGCUUCACUUCAACAGCAUCAGCCAGAGCGAUGACGGAGAGUAUGAGUGUAGAGCCUCCAACCUCCAUGGCUCCAUCACACACUCCUUCACUGUCACUGUGGAAGCGGCUCCUUACUGGGUGAAGGAGCCUCAGAACCUGCUGUACGCUCCCGGGGAAACUGUGCGACUGGACUGUCAGGCCGAGGGCAUCCCGACCCCCAACAUCACCUGGAGCAUCAACGGUCAGCUGCUCUCAGAAGUGGAUGACGAUCCCCGUCGGAGUGUACUGGGUGGCGUGUUGAGACUGAGGGAUGUUGAAUUCGCUGACACCGCCGUGUAUCAGUGUGAGGCCACCAACAAUCAUGGCUCCAUUCUCCUCAACACCUACCUCUAUGUCAUCGAGCUCCCUCCUCAGAUCCUCUCCUCUGAUCGAGUCGUGUACAAAGUCACUGAGGGCGGAGACAUCAAGCUGCACUGUGAAACCUUUGGUUCUCCACGACCACACGUCACAUGGGAGGGUGAAGACAUGGUUCCUCUGUUGUCGGACCCCCGUGUGUCCCUGCUGACCAAUGGGACGAUCGAGCUGUCCAGCGUCAGUCACGAGGACAGCGGAACGUACACCUGCUCCAUCAAACACACCAAUAUCUCCAUCAGCGCUCACCUGGAAGUCUUCAAUCAAACAGUGGUACUGGCGAGCCCCCAGGACGUGCGCACUCUCAGGGGAACCAGCGCUCUGUUGGACUGUCGCUUCUACAAAGACCCUCGGCUCAACAAAUACCAAAUUGUCUGGAGGAUAAACGGACAAAAACUGCUGGAGUUGCCGGGCAAUGACAAGUACACUAUCUUUGAAAAUGGAACCUUGAAAGUGACAAACGUCCAAACAGAAGACACAGCGGCUUAUUCCUGUGAGGUCAUCACUGACCUGGACAACGUGAAAGCGAGUGGCUCCAUCACUGUAGUGGCACGACCGGACCCUCCGAAGGAUCUGUCUCUGUCUGAUAUCGCCGACCACAGCCUCACUCUCAGCUGGAUCCCGGGACAGUCCCACAACAGCCCCAUCGCAGUGUUCAUCGUGGAGGCCCAGGAGCAGCAGCACACAGAGGAGGGGAAGUGGAGGUGGGAGGAGUGGAAGCAAGUGCCCGGGGACUUCAACCACCUGCAGCUUAACCUCCACCCCUACUGCACCUACCGCUUCCGGGUCAUCGCCGUCAACGAGAUUGGACCCAGCAGCCCCAGCAAGCCCUCGCAACACCACCGCUCGCCGCCUGCUGUUCCUGACUUUAACCCCACCGGUGUGCGCAGUGACUCCACAGACCCAAAGACUCUGGUCAUCACAUGGAAUGAAAUGGAGAAGCAUUUGCAUAACGGCCAGGACUUCCAGUACAAGGUGUCAUGGCGGGAGGCCGGGGAGACAGGUGCACACUGGAACUACAGCUACAUAAAGUCUCCGCCAUUCUUGGUGAACAACACAGGAACCUAUACACCGUUUGAGAUCAAAGUCCAGGCCGUCAACUCGCUCGGAGAAGGACCGUCACCAGAACCUGAGAUCGGACACUCUGGAGAGGACAAGCCUGAGGAUGCUCCCACUGGAAUUGAAACUACAGUGUGGAACAGCACAGUCAGAGUCAGGUGGAACGAAGCUCAGAACAUCCGAGGUCUGCUGCUGGGAUACAAGAUCCACAUCAGGAGGUUGGGUCCCCAGGUUGUUCGGGACCGGAGGUCUCUUGGAAAACUGCACCACGGAAAGGGGAAAGAGGACAGAAUGGAGCGAGGGAAGGAGAUGGACCGAGAGAGCAGGGAGGUGGUGGUCUACGGCCAGAAGACCUCAGCGGAUGUGCCAGAGCUGCAGCUGUUUUCUCGGUAUGAACUGACCGUCACUGCCUUCAACAGCAAAGGGGAGGGUCCCCACUCUGCGCCUCACCGCUUCAGCACCCCAGAGGGAGCUCCUGGUCCUCCUGCAUCACUAAGGUUUGAGAGCCCGACAGAGAAAUCAGUAGUCCUAUACUGGACCCCUCCAGUCGAAGCCAAUGGCAUUCUGCUGGGAUACAUGGUGCAGUACGAAGAGGAGGUGGAGAGCAGAGACAACCCGCUGCAGAUGCAGAUGGAGGUCAGUGACCCCAGCGUGACUCACAUUGUGCUGGACUCUCUGGAAUCCAGCAGCCAUUACAUCUUCAAAGUGAUAGCACGCACCGCAAGUGGAUACGGACUUCCCAUCACACAGAGGGGCGCCACCCUGCUUGACGGAGCUCCUCCGUCGAACAUCACCAUAGUCCAGGGUAACACCUUACUCAACCUGAGCUGGGUGCCCGGAGAGCGAAUCAGGAAUCACGGCUUCCACAUCUGCUACCUCAGGAAGAGCCCCGGGGCCGAGUGGCAGCAGUCAGAGGUGGUGAACUCCACGCAGGGUUUCUAUUCGCUGACAGGCCUCCAACCUGGGACUGAGUACCACCUGAAGAUCAAGCAUGGAAACGACACCCAGUGGGAGAAUGUGACAUGGACCGUGGGACCAGUGCCGUCUGAGAUGCCCGGCGGCUUCGCCACCCAGGGUUGGUUGAUAGGACUCAUCAGCGCCAUUGUGCUGCUCGUGCUGAUCCUGCUCAUCCUCUGCCUCAUCAAACGCAGCAGGGGCGGUAAAUAUGCAGUGAAGGACAAGGAAGACAAGGAGGUGGACUCUGAAGCUCGGCCGAUGAAAGAUGAGACCUUUGGAGAGUACAGAUCCCUGGAGAGUGAUGGAGAUGAGAAGCGCUCGGACAGCCACCCGUCUAUCUGUGGGGAGAGUAAGCUGGGAAGUGACGACUCUCUGGCCGAAUACGGAGACAGCGUGGACAUCCAGUUCAACGAGGACGGCUCCUUCAUCGGCCAGUACAGCGGCCGGGGGCCAGUUCCCCAUGGCAACGAGAGCUCCGGUCCCGCCUCCCCCGUUAACGCAAUCCCACCUCCCCCCAUCGCUCCGUCCAUGUCGAGCAUCCUGAACCGGCCCAGCUAGACAAACACACACACACACACACUAACAUCCACAUUACAAACACACACACACACACACACACACACACACACACUAACAAACACAUUACAAGAACACACACACACACACACACACACAAACACAUACAGAAUACCUGCCUGCAAAGAAAACACCAAGGGACAGACCACUCUUGACUCCACUGCCUGUAAUGUUAUAGUGUAAGAACACACACAUACACACACACACACACACAUACACACACACACACCCACACACACACACACACACACACACACACACACAGUCUCAGUACAUUCCACAGGUUUAUGCAGUGAAGCUGUUUACAGGAUGUCUCAUCUUUUCUACUCCAAGUUUACACACACACACACACACACACACACACACACACACACAACACACACACACACACACUCAUACACCAAAACAUACUAAAUCAGCCCUUCACUCUUCUAUACCUGAGAAAGACAAAGGGAGGUGGAAGGCAGGAGAGGAAGAAAGUGGCAGGUGUGAUGAAGAGUGAGAUGAAGAAAAGGGGGUAAAAAAAAGUAGUGGAAGUCGUUUCUUCGUUCAUCUUUGACCAAAGUGUCUCCCACAAAUUAUAUCACCCUGUACAAACAUUUAAGUCUCAUUCAUUUCAAAUCAUAUUCAGUUUUUUUAUAUAAACGUCACAUUUUCAGUUAUGUUUUUACUUUUUGUGCAUCAUUAUUAAACAUCACCACUGUGUGUCUUUGUUUCUGCUGUUUUCCAGCUGUUUCUAUGUUUGUGUGCAUGCGUCUGGGAAUGAUCCUGGUAUUUGUUGAUGUGUGUGCGGCUGUCAAACCUAAGAUGCAUGCCCCUCCCUGAGGCACUUAUGAACUGUUUAGUUGAUAUUUAGCGUAUGAGGUUAAGGAGUGACAGUGUUUGUGUGUGUGUGUGUGUGUGUGUGUGUGUGUGUGUGUGUGUGUGUGUGUGUGUGUGUGUGUGUGUCUGCGUGUGUGCGCUCGUUGUGUGAUUGUUCAUGCUCUCCAUCCCUGCCUGUUGACCUGCAGUGAUGAGAGAUCUGUUGCCUUAAGAGAAUCCAGUUGAGCCUCCUCUCCUCCAUCUUUCUGUCCAUCCAUCUGUCCAUUAUCCAUCGCUCCUCACACACUCAUUCCUUCUCCAUCAUCCUCUGGUUCGCUCGGCAGGUGAACUGCAGGACCAGGGUGCUACGGUGGCCCUGAGAGCUCAACAAACUGCAGCUUAACUUAACACGUGCAAAUAGAAGAAAACAUCUUCACCAAUUUGACAUCAUAUGCACAGCGUCAAGAAAAAAGACGUCUUUAAAAAUCUUGAAAAACAAUUGACAGAUAUAAAGUGAUAUUUUUAAAAAAAAUAAUAAUUUCAGUAAUUUCCCAAAACAGCUGGACAGUUGUAGUUUUUAAUCACAUUACUCAAAGGUAAAUGGUGCUUUUGUUUGGGACUAUUUCCAGUGGCGGAUUAAUCCACGUUUGGUGCUCUCAUUCGUGUUUGUGCGGCAGGACACUGUGUGGGGGAUUGAAAACGCAACAGACAGUUUAACAGUUUCAUUGACUUAAUAGAAAUUAGCUUAAAUAAUUACAUUAUUUGAAUUGGUCGGCUAAUAAUUGACAAAAUGGUAAUGCUAGGUUAGCAUCAAAUAUCUGCAAUAAGAUCUGAAUCAUGAAGUCGGGAUGUAAAAAUCCAUUUCAGUUACUUUACCAUGGCAACAAACAGAGCGUCCCUGGUGUGUCCAGGCAAGUUCAUCACGUUUUAGUGUCCCCUGGAAACUGUUGUUUUGUAAUUUACACAGUUUUUUUGCACAACUUGUAGCAUGUCCAUUUUAAAUGCUGCACAUGUCGUCACUGAUGAAGGUGUUUUUGUUUUUUUUCAUUUGUUUGUGUUUUGACUUUUCUCAAGCGUUUUCUUUAGUUGCACUGCGUUGAGCUUUCAGGUGGUGAUGCUACGCUUGAGGCAGACCACUCCACUCAGUAUCAGCCUUUCAAAGCGGAGCUAUUGCAACAAGAUGUUUUGACGCCAUGCUUGAAUGCCUGAAAAAUCAAGUUGCACUUCUGUCAGAGCGCUGGUUUCGAAUGCAGUCUGCCUCAGUAUUUAAACACAGAGAUGUAAACUCUGCAGAAACAUGAGUUUUUAUAAGAAAAGCUUUAUUGAACAAAAUAACUAUAAUGAAAGCAGUGACACCACGUGUCCUCCGACUGACUCUGUCAUCGUGGUCGAUUUAAUCCUUCCAUACGAAUGCAACAUCAAAGAUCCGGCCAGAAGAUGUCGCCAUUCUGCUGCUUCACAGGGAACCAUGUGUGAGCCGGUGCUUUGGAAAGCUUAUCACUACCUUCAGGGCCACCACAGAAUGUGUUCACAGACAGACGCUCCUAUGCACACACAACACACACACACACACACACACACACACACACAUACUGAUGCAUUCAUAAAGUGGAAGCCUAUGGAAACCACUUGGAGGGCCGGUCCUCUGUAGCAAAACCCUUUCGGACCCUCUGAGGGAGAGGGGGAGGAUGGAGGAUGGAGGAUGGAGGAGGAGGAGGAGGAGUACAAGAAAAACGUGGGGAGGAGAUAGAGUUGACGGAAAUAGAGAAACUGACGUAUCGUUCUCUGAAUGUAAAUAGAACCUUGAGAUUGUCAUUUUUUUUUAUUUCCAUUGCUUCUUUUAUAAAAUGAUCAAAUUGUACGUUUUUUUUUAUUAUCCGUUGCUCUUUUUGAUUUUUGUACGGCAGCGCUCCAACGCUGCAGCAUUUGUAUCAUACAAUCCCACCCACCAUCAUUUCCUCUUAGGUUUUCCUUUUCGUGUCGCUUACCGUAGUAGCCCAGAGACAUUUAGAGAAGACUAGAGUCCUAGUGAAAAACAACCACCCCUCCCUUCAUCGACUUUCUUUAUAGCGCUUAGAGAUGCAGCAGAUAAUACUGAUUAUUAAAACGUCAUGUCAUAAAUGUUAACAUUUAUACACCUCGCCAAGGCAGAGCUGUUUUAAAGGACGUGUGUGGCGAGAUGUCUUCUGCAGCCCUGGAUCAACCAAUGCUGGAAAAUCAAUCUAAGUACCUAAGAGGGUUUAUUUCGUUGCCUUGGAGCGACAGACGGGCUGCACUGCUGGUGCCGCUCAUCGUGGCUCCAGUUAUGCCAGACAAACUCAAUCUGACAAAAUAUGUGAAGAUGGAUUAACCAACCAGGGAUUUCUCACAUGUUUGGACCCAGAGAUAAAGUUUGUUUUUAAUGUUUGUGGAGCAGAGAGAAACCCGCGAGACGAGCCUGAUGAGCAGAGAGCAGAACCUCUCAUGUUGGUGUUGACUUUGUCUUAUAUUUUUCUUAUCGUCAACAAAUCCCAUGAAAAGACUCAAACUAACAAUGUGUUAGUUUGUGUGUCUCUCAACACUUUAUGUCUUCCAAACACAAGCCCAUUCUUACUGAAGACCUCAUUUUAAUUUUUUUAAAAAGGCUUUCUGUCAAACAAACAGGAGGAAGUAGUGGGUUUGUUGGGGACUAUUUUCAGCAGCGGAAUAAUCCACAUUUGGUGCUCUAGUGAAUAUUUGGAGCAGCAACACGAUGCGUGUGGGACUGAGUCAAAAUCAACUACAAUGUGUGGCUCAUUAGUCACGUUUACAUCCACAUGUUGAGCAAUUUUUGACCAAAUCUCCAGAAAAUUGGAAAAAGAAACACAAACUAAUGAGCAUUUUCAUCCACCACCGUAGUUGGUGGAGCUAAUUCUCCAGUUGGGUGCCAUUAAAGCAGUGCAGAAGAAGAGGGAGCAGCAAGAUCAUGUAGAUCAAGUGCUUAGCAAAUUUCCAGCAAAUUUCCAAAUCAGGAUUUUUUUUUUUUGUACACAAGCUGAAGGUUCAAAUGAAAACAGCUGAUUGGAAACAUUUUAUAUUUUUUUGGGAAACAAUGGAGCUGAAUGGCACAGAGGAAGAACAUAACAGGCUUUGGAUACACACACAGUACUUGUUCGUGGUAGACAUUUGUUGUAGGUUUUUUUUUUGUCAUUACAUGGGAUUUGCCGACAAUAAGAAAAUAUAGAAAUAUUUGAGAAAACCAAAGUGAACAACCUUGCUAACUGUCUGGGAAGAAAAAUAUACAGUUUGACAUGUUUACAGUUGAUGAAUCUGGGGCGUGUCCCUUUCAUUUUCAUGAGUAAACGUACCAUCCAACAUUAACUAGCAGGAUGUUAACCUUUCCUUGCGUCGUAUUUUGUGUUGGAGUUGUACUUUGGUCUCUCAGACAGAAGCUUGAAGAUGAAAACAGUCCUGUUUCGUUCAUCUAUAAAUGUGAUAAUCCACAGUCCAACCUCAACUUGUUGCCUUGUUAAACGUCUCCCAGGCUUCGGCCCGGCUCAUCUCCGUCUCUCUGCUCCGACACUGAUGCUGACUGUUUGUAUGACCCUGUCUGUCCGCCUGUCUCUGUUGCAGCCUUCUUUUAUACAUAUAAACACAUUGGGGAAAAAAAACAACAUAAAAACUCGUUAAAAAAAAAAAAAGAUAAAAAAAAAAAUUUAGAUUUAAAUAAUAAUACUGCUAAUGAUAACAACAACAGUGCUUUUAUCAGUUACGAUGGCGUGGUCAGUAUUGUCAUCAGUAGCGAUGAUAUGAUCAUUAAAUAACAAUGAAAUCAGUAUCACAGGAUUUAGCAGGGAGAUUACAGUGGUGGUGCGUGGGCGGCUGUGAUAUGUGUGUGUGUUGUGUGUGUGUAUAAGAGGGAGGGAGGGAGGCUGGGGAGAAGUGGGGUUCCACACACACACAUAUAUACACACACACAUACAUACAUACAGCAGGGGGGAGGGGCGAUGGGGGAGGGAUGUACUGCAAUAUUGAGGUGUGCUGAUGUUGUACCUGCUUGUUGCAUUGUGCGCUGUUCUGUAUCUGACAAACUAACCCCAGACUGUCAACUAAUAAAUAAACAUGGACUACGCAUAUCCUGAACAGA